Messenger RNA from Onychomys torridus (southern grasshopper mouse), 3380 nucleotides. RefSeq names its product plexin domain containing 2 (gene Plxdc2). Lineage: Eukaryota; Metazoa; Chordata; Mammalia; Rodentia; Cricetidae. The record is from RefSeq and is a predicted model, not a curated record. The transcript has 15 exons. The coding region runs from base 998 to 2590 and encodes 530 amino acids.
CCUUUAGAGCCCAGGUUGAACCCAGGAAAUUGUGGGCACUCGUUGGGGCCUCAUCCCCCAACCGGAGGCUGGCAUCCAGAAUCCCGGGGAGCCUGGUGGGUGCAGGCGGCGUUGCCCCCGCUACAGAGGGCGCCAGCAGGGCGGGCUGAUGGCGUCCAGGCGAUCAGGAUCUGCCACCGCCCCGCGUACCCGUCCUCGAGAUCCCGGAGGCUCCUGGGGCCGCAGUGACCCUCUGGCUCCCCCCAGCCAGUCUUCCUGGGUUUCCUCUGUGGGAGACUUUUCUGGCGCCCCCAAGAAAAGCUCAGCCAUUGGACAGGUCGGUGCGGGCUGCUGGUUUCGAGUGGAGGAAGCCCGGACCUUCCCGGACUCUUCUCUCUGGGGCUGCCCAUCCCUCCGGCUGCCGGUGAGGACGCUCGCCCAGCGUUGGGCGAAGCAAAGAAGAAAAACUUGUUGGAGGGGUUUCUCCAGCCUCCACUAACCUCCCCUUCUCCCGGGAACCCCAACAACCCGCCGGGGCCAGUUUUAAAUCUGGGAAAGUUCCUCCGGUGCUCAGGGCCCUUUUGGAUCUGCAGGGCACCGGUACUGGCUGUGGAAUUAGAUCUGUUUUGAACCCAGUGGAGCGCGUCGCGGGCGCUCGGAAGUCACCGUCCCUGGAGCCCGGGUGGCGCUGCUUUCGAGAACCCGGGAGUUUUCCAGCCCGGCUGCAAGUGACCUUUCCUCCCCACACUUGCUGGUACUGUGUCGGCUGAGGACUGCGAGGGUGGCAAGUUGAGAAGAGAGCCCCCGAAGUUCGGAGAGAGCUGGGCUGCCCCUCCUUCGCUGGUCGCUGUUCUCUGCUACCGGGAGUGAAAGCUUAUCGAAACUGACCGAGGCCUUAGGAUCCCACCCGAGACCCACCCUCAGAGCUCUGCCGUUCGCCCCAUCCCCACGGAGAGCCCCGGAGCCCAGCGCGGCAAGGAAAACUCGCAGGGCAGAGGAGGGAGGUCGAGGCAGCGGAAUGGCGAGGUUCCCGAGGGCCAACCUGGCCGCAGCAGGAGUUAUGUUACUUUGUCACUUCUUAACCGACCGAUUCCUGUUCGCCCACGCGGAGCCUGGAAACCAAAUCACUGAUUGGAAGUAUGACAUUUCAAAGGCUUUUCCUCAAAGAGAAGAUGGGGUGGAUGUGGAUUCACAAUCAUACAGCCACAGGUGGAAAAGAAAUUUGGACCCUUUUAAGGCAGUGGAUACAAACAGAGCCAGCAUGGGCCAAGACUCACCAGAGCCCAGAGGCUUCACUGACCUGCUACUGGAUGAUGGGCAGGACAACACCACCCAGAUCGAGGAAGACACGGAUCACAAUUACUACAUAUCUCGGAUAUACGGCCCAACAGAUUCUGCCAGCCGAGACCUGUGGGUGAACAUAGACCAAAUGGAGAAGGACAAAGUGAAGAUCCACGGGAUACUGUCCAACACUCAUCGGCAAGCAGCGAGAGUGAACCUGUCCUUUGAUUUUCCAUUUUAUGGUCAUUUUCUACGUGAAAUCACUGUGGCAACUGGGGGUUUUAUAUACACUGGAGAAGUUGUACAUCGAAUGCUAACAGCCACACAGUAUAUAGCACCUUUAAUGGCGAAUUUUGAUCCCAGUGUAUCCAGAAAUUCAACUGUCAGAUACUUUGAUAAUGGCACAGCACUUGUUGUUCAGUGGGACCAUGUCCACCUGCAAGAUAAUUACAACCUGGGGAGCUUCACAUUCCAAGCAACACUCCUCAUGGAUGGACGCAUUAUCUUUGGAUACAAAGAAAUACCUGUCUUGGUCACCCAGAUAAGUUCCACCAACCAUCCAGUGAAAGUCGGGCUGUCUGAUGCAUUUGUCGUUGUCCACAGAAUCCAGCAAAUCCCCAAUGUUCGAAGAAGAACAAUUUAUGAAUAUCACCGAGUAGAACUACAAAUGUCAAAAAUUACCAACAUUUCAGCAGUGGAGAUGACCCCACUCCCCACAUGCCUCCAGUUCAAUGGUUGUGGUCCUUGUGUAUCCUCUCAGAUUGGCUUCAACUGCAGUUGGUGCAGUAAACUUCAAAGAUGCUCCAGUGGAUUUGAUCGCCAUCGGCAGGACUGGGUGGAUAGUGGAUGUCCGGAAGAGGUACAGUCCAAAGAGAAGAUGUGUGAGAGCACAGAGCCAGCGGAGACAUCUCAAACUACCACAACCUCACACACAACAACCAUGCAAUUCAGAGUCCUGACCACCACCAGGAGAGCCAUGACAUCCCAGCUGCCCACCAGCCUGCCCACGGAAGAUGACACCAAGAUAGCACUGCAUCUCAAAGAUAAUGGAGCCUCCACAGAUGACAGUGCAGCUGAGAAGAAAGGAGGAACCCUCCAUGCUGGCCUCAUCGUUGGAAUUCUCAUCCUGGUCCUUAUUAUAGCAGCGGCCAUUCUGGUGACAGUUUAUAUGUAUCACCACCCAACAUCAGCGGCUAGCAUCUUCUUCAUUGAGAGACGCCCAAGCAGAUGGCCAGCAAUGAAGUUUCGAAGAGGAUCGGGACACCCUGCCUAUGCGGAAGUUGAACCAGUUGGAGAGAAAGAAGGUUUUAUUGUAUCAGAGCAGUGCUAAAGUUUUAGGACAGAGCAGCACCAGUACUGGCCUACAGGUGUUAAGACUAAACUUUGCUUAUACCUUUAAAACAGACAGACACACACCCGCAGCCACAACAAAGGAGCCCUAAAUGGCUGUAGCCAGAAGGGAGACAAGAUUUCUGGACAAGCCCAGCCCAGGAACAUUGAAAGGAAAACUCAGACUUGUACAAGACACCAUGUACACUGAAUAUAAGAUUACCUAGUAGAAUGGCAUCCAUGGUUCACAAGGAACAUCUGUGGACUUGCUGGAAGUGUGACAAGAAUACAAUGUUUUUGGUUUAGGUGCAGGGUUGCAAAGGGAUCAAGGAAAGAAUAAUGAUAAUAAAUAAAGCUUUAGUUCACAAGGGAUCUAUACCUUUGGUUCAAAUGUUCUUCUCUGAUGUCUCAAAGAUAACCAUGUUCCAAAGCCUAAAUAAUUUCACUGGAAAGAGCAAUGAUGAAUGUUUCAAGAUUUGCUCACAGGAGAGCAAAACCAAUACAAAUGGAGGUUUUUCUAUCUUUUCCAAAACAGACUUUCGGCAAAAGGAUUUUAUUUUUUGCUCUAGAUGCAGUUGUUCCAAAAAGUUCAUUACUUCGCAGGAUGAAUCUUUUAUCUAUUCAAAAGUUCACUAUGCCUGCCUCUUUCUUGGUAAUGAACACCCUUUCUGUGAGCUGCAACAGUUUCCAAAUGUUAAGCUAAGGACUAGUGAGGAGGGCAUAGCCAGUGAGGUUUUCCAUUCUCUCACUUCAGAAUAAAAGUUUUCAGAGGCACCCUGCCUCCUCUCACA